UAGCAAGUAGAAUCAUUUUAUUUCCAACAAGAGACGAAUAAUUUUAUAAUUUUGAAAUACUUUUGUAUACACCAAUCGACAAGGAACCAAAAAUGAAAUUAAAAACUGUGUUAUUUAGUAUGCUAAUUAUAGCUAUUGCGUUUACAGCUGGCGCCGAAGCUCGCAAACGAUCGAAACCACGUAAUAGAUCUACUUCAAAUAAACAAAGUACUCAGCAUAGUGAGAGUAUUCUUAAUAAAAGUGGAAGCGGUCAUAACAAAAGAGGAAGCGCAGGUGAACAUCAUGCAGUUGUUAGCCAACAUCAUAAUACUGCUGACCGUAAUUCCAAACAACAUACUCAUGAUUCAAAUACCGAAGUAGCAAAAACUCAUAGUAAUACUCAUGUAGCAAAUACUCCAGAAAGUCCUCAUAAUUUCAAUCAACCUGAAAGCUAUCCAAAACAACAAACUGCUAUUCCAAAUAAUGGAGAUACUAUUGUAAAUACUCCUCAACAACCUGUUUAUAUCGUAAAUGCACAGCAACCAAAUACACAAUCUUCAGGAACAGAUGAUUUCGCAGCAGGUUAUGUAGCAGGAGCUAAUUCAGCUCGCCGAAAACUAAGACGUAGAAAGACAACAACGACAACGACUACAGUUGCCCCUACUACUGUUACAAAUCCAUGCAUAACUGGCACUCCAGUACCUGACAAAAUAGUAAAUAACGAACUACAACAAAAUCCAGGAGUUAAUUGUGAUCCUACCAGUAUCACGCCCACUCCAACUACAUACCAAAACCCUCCAUUGGCCGCUAUUAUCUAAAUAUAAAGUUGCUAAUUGUCAAACUAUAUUUAAAUUAGUUGUACUUUGUAUUAUUUUGUAUGUAAAAUAAUUAACACAAUUAUAACAUAUUUUUAGCUAAUAA
Molecule: messenger RNA, 900 nt
Organism: Lucilia sericata (common green bottle fly)
Lineage: Eukaryota; Metazoa; Arthropoda; Insecta; Diptera; Calliphoridae
Exons: 2
Coding region: 93-797 (234 amino acids)
Source: RefSeq, a predicted model, not a curated record